AUAUAUAUAUAUAUAUAUAUAUAUAGGGUGCAAUAAUAAAUUGAUAAAUUAAAAAAACUAUGUAUAAUACUUAUACAUAGUAUACUAAUAUAUGUAAUACUAAAAAUGCUUGGUUCAACGAUAAAAGUUGUUACUUGAUUAUAGGUUAGGAAACUCGCUUUAUUAUAAUUUGUAAUGUAUACAUCAUUUCUGUAGUUAAAAUCGGUGGUGUUUUGUUCUUAAUAAGUUAUCGAAAGCGAAAUGACAGAAAGUGUGAUUUCUGACCGAUUUAAACAAGGAUUAGUAUGGAAUGACAUUACAAUUGGUAAUGAUGUUUACGUGAUAUCUGUCACAUGGAGAAACGACACUGUUCAUGUUUUCUUAACUAAUCUCAUCGAAUUAUGGAUGGAAACACUGACAAAUGAAAAUAUUUUAGAUAGAUGCCGGGAAUUAAAUCCACUUUUAGAUGUCGAGGUUCUUGAUUAUAGAAAUGUUGUUACAAAUAUUUUAAGUAAUAUGUCAAAGUAUAUUGUUGAAGCUUCUAUUGAGCAAAUAAAAUUACGCGCUCAUGUGAAUGGAGGUUCAAUGAAAUUUGCUUUGCAUUUAUCAAAAGGGACACCUAAAAAUUUUUGGGAAAUUAUAACUAAACCAUUAUGUAUAUCAUCAAUGGAAAUUAUUCGUCAGCACAAAAUACUUUUAGAUUUAAUAAAGAGAAAAGACGAAGAAAUUGCUGAAUAUAAGGCGGAAGGUGCAGAGUUAAUAAGAAAGAACAUCGAAACAGAAAUUUUUAAGGAAGAAUGUCUUAAAACAAAUAUUUUUAUUCCAAAUAUUGUUAAGUGCACAAAUACAUUCCAAGCAAUGGUCAAUUUUUAUAAUACACUUAAUUUGAGCGAAGAUAAUGAAGGGACUACAAAAUCUACAAGCAUAAUUAAAGAUGAUAAAAUGGAGCAGAGUACAAUUGUGUCUAGUGAAAGUGACAGGGCUGGUGGGUCUAAAGAAGGUACGAAUAAGGACAGUCGUAUAAAAACAAAAUUAGAAAGUUUAAGUUCAAAGGAUAAGAGUAAGAUGAAACAUACUAUUAAUGAAGAAAAUUCUGUUAACAAAGCAAGACUUACUUAUAUGCUACCCAAACGUACUAAAAAACCAAAGAAGGGUUUAAAUGAUUUUUUAUUAUAGAAGAAUACAAAUCAUGGGAAUAUAAGAUAAUAAUAUAAAUGUAAUAUUCAGAAGAAAGGGCUGAGAGUAAGAAUUGUUUCAUUUUUAAACUUGAAUACAUUUUUGUAUAAAGUUUUAAUAUUAGAUUGAAUUAAUAUGAUACAUUUAAUUAGAGUGUAGUAAUUGCUGUGCAAUUGUAAAUGUUUACCCAGUGUUUUUUAUGCUUUAUGAUACAAAUUGGAACGGUACAUCUAU
Molecule: messenger RNA, 1389 nt
Organism: Hylaeus anthracinus
Lineage: Eukaryota; Metazoa; Arthropoda; Insecta; Hymenoptera; Colletidae
Exons: 4
Coding region: 241-1155 (304 amino acids)
Biological process (GO): double-strand break repair via nonhomologous end joining
Cellular component (GO): DNA ligase IV complex; nucleus
Molecular function (GO): DNA end binding
Source: RefSeq, a predicted model, not a curated record